Molecule: messenger RNA, 435 nt
Organism: Schistocerca serialis cubense
Lineage: Eukaryota; Metazoa; Arthropoda; Insecta; Orthoptera; Acrididae
Product: pupal cuticle protein Edg-91-like
Exons: 2
Coding region: 1-435 (144 amino acids)
Source: RefSeq, a predicted model, not a curated record
AUGGCGCUGGUGUUCCUGCUGUCCGUCCUGGCCCAGCACGCAUGCGCGGGAGGGAUGGGUCAGGAUGACGAAGACGACGCAACGACAGGGCCGCGCAGGGGACGGACUUUCGGCCUCCUGGGGAACGCCCUGUUCGGCGAGGGACUGCUUGGAGGCGCAGGCGGCGGGGGAGGAGGGCUCUUCGGGAGCGGCAGACCCGGUCUCUUCGGUGGCAUCCUAGAGGGGCUCUUCGGCGGCGGUGGUGUGAGACCGCUGCCGAUCCUUCUUCUAGGGUCCGGAGGGUGGCUGUCGCCCUUUCGCAGGCCCUACCGGCCAUCUCCGGCGGUGCCCUACUACCCCAGGCCCUACGGCUUCCAAGGGUACCUCGACGACGACGGCGAUUAUUACUACCGCGGCGGAAGGGAAGCUGACCACUUAGUGCCUGAGUUCCACUAG